Juglans regia (Persian walnut) is the source of this 642-nucleotide messenger RNA. RefSeq lists its product as uncharacterized. Lineage: Eukaryota; Viridiplantae; Streptophyta; Magnoliopsida; Fagales; Juglandaceae. Bases 1 to 642 code for a protein of 213 amino acids. The transcript has a single exon. The record is from RefSeq and is a predicted model, not a curated record.
AUGGAGCUUGUUGAGCAACUAUUUGACAAUGAUGAAGCAGACAUCAUUGCUCAAAUACCUAUCAGCGCAUCCUCUAGCUUUGACAAGAUGAUAUGGAAAGGAACCUCUUUAGGUAUAUUCACUGUCAGAAUUGCCUAUUAUAUGCAUCAAGAAAGGAGUCUAGCGAUUAAAGGACAAGCCUUGAGUAGUCAUGACUUCAAGAAGACUUGGAAAUUGCUUUGGCAUUUGCAAGUCACUCCAGGUGACAUAGUUUUUAUGUGGAGGGCAUGUUUAAGUGCAUUGCCAACACAAACUAAUCUUUUUAAGAGGAAGAUUGUAGCUCAUCCAAAGUGCCCCAUUUGUAAUCUUGAAGAAGAGACAGCAACACAUGCUUUGUGGGAAUGUGAAUCAGCAAGGGAUGUUUGGAGUCAAUGUUCAAAGAGUCUACAGAAAAGCCUUUUCUCACAGAUGAAUAUGUUGAAAAUUUUUGAGGCUAUUGUAGGAACUAUGGAUACAGAUUAUCUUCAGGAAUUUGCCAUGGUAGCAAAGCAGAUGUGGUGGCAGAGGAAUGAGUUUAUUUUUAACCAAGUGUUCAGACAUCCAAAUACAGUAGUCAGUGCAGCCUCUCAGAAUUUGAAAAUGUUGAAAGAAAUGGAGGGUUAG